UGGUUUUCCUUCCAUGACUUCCGUUACAGAAGAGUAAAGACAUCAGGUUUGAGGUCACAAGCAAGAUCAUGUAAAGCGACAACAAUGAACAUAAUAAGCUCACAAAUCAUGUCAGCGCUCAGUAGAAGAUUUUUUACACCGAAGUUUGUCCAGUGUUGCAAAUGUUGCAGCAUGUGGCAUCCAAGAAAUUAUCAUUCAUUGAGAUCACAAACAGAUGUUUCUCAAGAAGUGAAAUCAUCAAGCCAGUCACAAUAUCCCAUGAUUCCUAGUUUUCAUUUGACAAAAAGAUUUCAGUCGUCAAGUUCCACUUCGGUGCUCGAUCAAACAUGGUGGAAUAACUUCAAAUAUACGAUGGGUGGCAUAAAGUCCAAAAUACCUGGACUGUCAAGAGAACUGACGAACCCCAAAGUAACUCUGUCAGGAUUCACGCUCUAUCUAUGUUGUGCACAGGUUGUUGACCAUCAUGAAAAUUUUGAAGUGCUACAGUUACCGAACACUUUCAACUCGUGGUUUCUACUCACAGAACUACACGUGUGGAUGGUCAUGGUGAAGCUGUCUAAGAUGGGUGACGAGGGAAUCACCAUGAGGAACUGUAUGAUAGAAGCAUUGUGGGAAGACUGCGAGAAGAGAGCCAAACUCCUUGGAACGGUGAGUCGGUCGGCGAGGAGAGAUGGGAUCGAUCUUCUCGGCAACGUUUUCCUCGGGUCUCUGUUUGCUUAUGACGAAGGUUUGCUCGGUGAUGACAAGACGUUGGCGGGUGCCGUGUGGCGGACGUUGUUCGAGCAGCGAGACACAGACCCUGGGAACAUCACGCUCAUGGUGGAAUACAUUAGAAAACAGAUAAAGCAUGUUUCCGCGCAGGACGAGAGAUCUAUUCUGUUUGACGGCGUCGUGACGUUUCUCCCUCUGUACGGUGACCGCGAGGACCCCAGUAGAGAUCUUCGUAAGCUGAUCAACAUUUACGACAAUCGGAUCUCCCCACCCAAACCCUCCGACACAUGACGCAGGCACUUGAUGUGGCGACAUGCUGUGAUCUGUGUCCCGUUUGACUGUCGACUUUGUGAUUUAUACACAUUUCAUGUUGGAAAACAUUGUGUAGCAAGACGAUUGCUUAUCAGUCUCCUGGCCUUGAUGGCUUGUGUUAAAACUACAUUUAGUAGAGG
Molecule: messenger RNA, 1163 nt
Organism: Gigantopelta aegis
Lineage: Eukaryota; Metazoa; Mollusca; Gastropoda; Neomphalida; Peltospiridae
Product: ubiquinol-cytochrome-c reductase complex assembly factor 1-like
Exons: 9
Coding region: 85-1002 (305 amino acids)
Biological process (GO): mitochondrial respiratory chain complex III assembly
Cellular component (GO): mitochondrion
Source: RefSeq, a predicted model, not a curated record